AUGUCGGCUAAAAAUCGUGAUUACGAUCCGAUGUCUGACGAUGGAUAUGACAGUAAAAUUCCAUUACAUAAUGAUGAGGCAUUUCAACAUGGAAUACAAUAUGACGCAAAAUUCAUUGGUUCUGUCGAAGUACCUAAACCAGCAAGCAGAAUAGAAAUUGUUACUGCCAUGCGUCGUAUUCGUUAUGAAUUCAAAGCAAAAGCUGUAAAAAAACGUAAAGUUAAUUUAUUAAUAUCUGUCGAUGGUAUUAAAGUUUGUCUAUUGACAAAGAAAAAAAAAGAUGUACAUGCUGAUGAAAAUAAAUCUUUUAUUAUGCAACAUCCUAUCUAUAGAGUAUUUUAUGUAUCACAUGAUAGUCAAGAUUUGAAAAUUUUCAGUUUUAUUGCACGUGAUAAUGUCAAUAAUUCAUUUCGUUGUAAUGUAUUUAAAGCAUAUAAGAAGAAUGAAGCCAUGCGUAUUGUACGUACAAUUGGACAAGCAUUUGAAGUUUGUCAUAAAAUAGCAUUACAACAACGACAACAAGCAUCGUCAUCAUCACCAACAGAACAAUCAAAUAAUAACAAUACUACUAAUCAAAUUUCUAGUCCAAUUAAAAUCAAUUCUAGUUCAUCAGAAAAUGAAUCAACUAGUAAACAAAUAAACCGUGAGACACUUGCACCAAAUAUGGAUCCAAUAGAAAAAGCAGAACGUUAUUUAGAAAGUGUUCAAACAUCUACAUCUCCAACAACUAUUGAAACAAAAUCAGUAAAUUUAUUUCAACCUCAUUCAUCAAGUGAAUUUACACUUAAACAUCAAAUGCAAUUUAUGCAGGAACAAAUUCAACAAAUGCAAAAUGAAUCUGAAUUAGCAUUUAAUCAAAUUAAAUUAAUCAAAGAACAAUUGAAUAUUGAAACAGCCGCUCGUGUUGAUUCACAAAAUAAAAAUGCUCAAUUACUUCAACGAAAUCGAGAAUUAUUAACACAUAUUCAACAAUUGUUACUUUAUACAAAUGAACUUGAAAUGAAAUUAACGAAUCAUAAUAAUGAUUUAAUAAAAAUGUUACCACCGCGUCCAACUGAUUUACUUCUAUUACCAUCAUUAUUUUCAACAUUAACAGCAUCAAAUUCAUCUAAUCAACAAUGUUUAUCAAGUGAUUCACCAGAUUCUGGUAAAGGAAAAGAAAUAUCAUCUGAAAGUAUAUCUGAUCCAUUUUCACAACAUAUUCAUGAUCAACAAAUAAAUAAUUCAGCAAAAACAUUUUCAAUAACUGAUGAUUUAACAACAACUAAUGAUAAUUCAAAUAGUCAAAAACAUAUAUCUGCAUAUGACUCAACAUCUCCAUCAUUAUCAUCAUCAUCUCUUUCAUCAUCAGCUUCAAUUAAAAUUUCAAAUAAAAAAAAAUCUCAAGAAUCAAAUAAAAAUGAACAUUAUAUUUAUCAAAAAAAGAAAAAAAAUGCUUCAUCAUCGUUUACAAAUUCAGCUUUUACUCAAAGUCCACUUCGAACAGUAACAAAAGAAUUUGAUCCACUUAUGAAAUAA
Molecule: messenger RNA, 1518 nt
Organism: Rotaria sp. Silwood2
Lineage: Eukaryota; Metazoa; Rotifera; Eurotatoria; Philodinida; Philodinidae
Source: the annotation of a GenBank genome assembly